AUGUGCAAGCUACACGCCGAUGCCGACGUCGCGGGCGGCGGCGGCGCUGCCCCGGGGAGCACCCACGGCCGCGAGCUGCUCCCGGCCAACGUCAUCCCUCGACACUACGACCUGACCCUCGAGCCCAACUUUGAGAAGCUCACCUACGAGGGCACCGUCGUCAUCGACGUCGACGUCGUCGAGGACUCGUCGUCCAUCGCCGUCAACACCCUCGAGCUCGAUAUCCACAGCGCCAAGGUCUCUGCCGGUGGCCAGACCGUCAGCUCCUCGCCCAAGGUCUCGUACAAUGAGGACACGCAGACCAGCACCUUUGGCUUCGACGGCUCUCUGGCCAAGGGAACCAAGGCUCAGCUCGAGAUUACCUUUACCGGUCAGCUCAACGACAAGAUGGCCGGCUUCUACCGCUCCACCUACAAGCGCGACGACGGCUCCGAGGGCAUCCUGGCCACCACCCAGAUGGAGGCCACCGACGCCCGCCGCGCCUUCCCCUGCUUCGAUGAGCCCUCCCUCAAGGCCAAGUUCACCGUCACCCUGAUUGCCGACAAGGCCCUGACCUGCCUGAGCAACAUGGACGUCGCCUCCGAGUCGGAGGUGCAGUCCAAGAUCUCGGGCGGCGCCAAAAAGGCCGUCCGCUUUAACACGUCGCCGCUCAUGUCCACCUACCUGCUGGCCUUCAUCGUGGGUGAGCUCAACUAUGUCGAGUCGCUCGACUUCCGCGUGCCCGUCCGCGUCUACGCUCCUCCCGGCCAGGACAUUGAGCACGGCCGCUUCGCCCUCGACCUUGCCGUCCGCACCCUCAAGUUCUACGAAAAGGUCUUUGGCAUCGACUUUCCCCUGCCCAAGAUGGACCAGGUCGCCAUUCCCGACUUUGCCGCUGGCGCCAUGGAGAACUGGGGCCUCAUCACUUAUCGUGUUGUCGACCUCUUGCUCGACGAAAAGACCAGCGGCGCCGCAACCAAGGAGCGCCUCGCCGAGGUGGUGCAGCACGAGCUCGCCCACCAGUGGUUCGGCAACCUCGUUACCAUGGACUGGUGGGAGGGUCUCUGGCUCAACGAGGGCUUUGCCACCUGGGCCUCUUGGUAUUCGUCCAAUGCCUUCUUCCCCGAGUGGAAGGUGUGGGAGACGUACGUGACCGACAACCUGCAGUCCGCCCUCGGCCUCGACUCUCUCCGAAGCAGCCACCCGAUCGAGGUGCCCGUCAAGCGCGCCGACGAGAUCAACCAAAUCUUUGAUGCCAUUUCCUACUCCAAGGGCUCGUGCAUCCUGCGCAUGAUCUCGACGCACAUUGGCGAGGACACGUUCCUCGAGGGCGUGCGCCAGUACCUCAAGAAGCACGCCUACGGCAACACGCAGACGGGCGACCUCUGGGACGCGCUGAGCGCUGCCAGCGGCCAGCCCAUCCACGACAUUAUGAGCACCUGGACCAAGAACGUCGGCUACCCGGUCAUUGCCGUGACGGAAAAGGACGAGCCCGGCACCAUUCACGUCAAGCAGAACCGCUUCCUGCGCACGGGCGACGUCAAGCCCGAGGAGGACAAGGUCCUGUACCCCGUCUUCCUCAGCGUGCGCACCAAGGACGGCGUCGAUAAGUCGCUGGCCCUCAACGAGCGCGAGAAGGACUUUAAGCUGUCCGACGGCGACUUCUUCAAGGUCAACGCCAACCACACUGGCAUCUACCGGACGUCGUACACGCCAGACCGCCUGGAGAAGCUCGGCAAGGCUGCCAAGGACGGCCUCCUGACGGUCGAGGAUCGGGCGGGCAUGAUUGCGGAUGCGGGCGCCCUGGCUGCCUCGGGCUACCAGAAGACGUCUGGCGUUCUGAGCCUGCUCAAGGGCUUCGACUCGGAGUCGGAGUUUGUGGUUUGGAACGAAAUCAUCAGCCGCCUGGGCGCCGUGGAUUCUGCGUGGAUCUUCGAGGACCCGGCCGUCAAGAACGGCCUGGAGGCGUUCCUUCGGGACCUGGUGGCGCCCAAGGCGCACCAGCUGGGGUGGCAGUUUUCCGACAGCGACGGGCACGUUGAGCAGCAGUUCAAGGCCAUGAUGUUUGGCAGCGCGGGCCUGGCGGGCGACAAGAAGAUUGUGGCGGCGGCCAAGGAGAUGUUUGCCAAGUUUGUGGGGGGCGACAAGUCGGCAGUGCACCCCAACAUUCGCCGGAGCGUAAUGGCGAUUGCGCUCAAGUACGGCGGCAAGGAAGAGUACGAGCACGUGCUCAACUACUACCGAUCGUCGACGAGCAGCGACGAGCGCAACACGUGCCUGCGGGUGCUCGGACGGGCCAAGGACCCGGAGCUGAUCAAGCGGACGCUGGGGCUGCUGUUUGGCAGCGAGGUCAAGGACCAGGACGUGUACAUGCCGGUGAGCGGGCUGCGGACGCACGCCGAGGGCAUCGAGGCGCUGUUUGCGUACAUGGAGGAGAACUGGGAGCUCGUGUACAAGCGGCUGCCGCCGGGUCUGACGAUGCUGGGCAGCAUGGUGAUGAUCUUCACGUCGGGCUUCACCAAGAAGGAGCAGCUGGCGAAGGUGGACAAGUUCUUUGAGGGCAAGAACACCAACGGCUUCAACCAGUCGCUGGAGCAGAGCAAGGACGCGGUGCGGUCCAAGAUUUCGUGGCUGGAGCGCGACCGCGAGGACGUGGCGGCGUGGCUCAAGGCCAACGGGUACGCCUAG
Purpureocillium lilacinum is the source of this 2667-nucleotide messenger RNA. RefSeq names its product aminopeptidase 2 mitochondrial. The record is from RefSeq and is a predicted model, not a curated record. Gene Ontology annotation, molecular function: peptide binding; zinc ion binding; metalloaminopeptidase activity. Gene Ontology annotation, cellular component: cytoplasm. Gene Ontology annotation, biological process: proteolysis; peptide catabolic process. Lineage: Eukaryota; Fungi; Ascomycota; Sordariomycetes; Hypocreales; Ophiocordycipitaceae.